Pelodiscus sinensis (Chinese soft-shelled turtle) is the source of this 3349-nucleotide messenger RNA. NCBI's taxonomy places the organism in Eukaryota, Metazoa, Chordata, Testudines, Trionychidae. The record is from RefSeq and is a predicted model, not a curated record.
AAAGGCUUCAAGGAGACACUGUUAAUCUCAGACAACAACUCUCAGGCACGGGGUCAGGAGAUGGCCUUCACCAGUAUAUGAAUUGCUCUGUACAAGAGAUGCAGAGUAAACUGAAGGAAGCAGUGAGGAAGAUCUCUAUUCUGAGCCAGGAAAAGCAGCAACUCAUUGAAAUGGGAAACAGAUUUCGAGCAGAACUUGGAGUAGUUUCAAAGGAAGGACUCCAGCAUUACAUUAGCUCUAAACAGUAUCCAGUUCAUACGGGCUGUUGUGCUCUCAGUCCUAAAGAGCUUGCAAACGAAGCACAUCACCGACUCUCUGCUUUGGAGCAUCUACAGUACCGGCUUACAACACAGGAGCUCCAGUAUGCACAGCAACAACAUGUCUCAAGAUUGACUUCUAGGACUGCCUUUCCUAGCUCAAUAGAGAGCGUAAAUGGUGAAAAUGCUCCAAGUAGCUGUGGCAAGGGAGCAGAAUUACCCCAGCUUCAGGUUCAGCUGCACUCUUCAGUUAGAAAUGGCAGUCAAGGGCAACAGAAGGGAUGUACCUCCUCAGAAACAAACCGAUCACAGCAACUCAGUAGGGAGAACACUGGCCAGUCCCAGCAGAGCCGGUUGUCAUCAUCUGGAGUACACAGCUCCCUCCAGGAUAUUUGGCAGAUUCUAGAUAUGGGAUCAAGCCCUUCCAUUCUCAGCCCUCAAAGCAACACAGAUGAAGUAGAGUGCAAAGCUACCCACGGAACCAGGAAGUUUGAAGAGUCACAGCAGAAUAUUAAAACUGGGGAUCAAGAAAGAGCAUCAGCUGCUGACUUGACAGUCAAAGGAACCAAGUUUGAAGUUCAACCAAAGUUAAUAGCUAACAAAUCAUCGCUCUCACACCUGAAAAAGUCAAAAAUCUCCCACCAGAUGCAAAAAAUCCGGAACUACAAUGUUAAAGACUGAUGUCUUGGUCAGUAAGUUUUGCUCUGUGCAAGCUCUGAGUACUGUAGUGGGCUGUCCCUGCCCCACUGAGCUUACAGUCUAUAGACCAGAUAGCCACCGACUAGGGAAGAGCUAGAACACACCAGUAGAAUGAAGAAUGGGAUGGCAGCCAGUGGUGUUAGUUCCCCAGUUUAUUUUUUAUUGUUUAUUUGCUCGCUCGCCUAUUUGGGGUGGGUUUACUUAGGAGGGGAUACGCUAAGUGGGGAAAAGGAAAGGGAAGUGAGGGGAGCUAGGCAGGGGAGAUGAGAGUAAGAGAGGCAGGUGUGAGAUGAAGCUCAGGUGAAGAGGCUGUUGGAGAGAGCAGGGAGAAGGGUGAAUGGCCAACCAGCACAUGGCUUAAGUACAAGCAGAAGUGUAGAUAGUUCGCCGAAUGCCCAGAUAUCUUUCUUUUGGCAUCUUCUGCCUGUUGACUUCUCUCAGCCCAUCUCCUGCAGGGCACAGGGAAGGGGCGAGGCACCACUUGGGUACUUAGUGCCUCCAAGGUGGGGUGUCUCCUCUACACAGUUCUGGGUCCAUGAAGGUGCAAGGGCACGUGUGGGGAAAAUGCAGUCCAGGGACUGGAUGCAGCCUGCCAAAGAUUUUUCCUUCAGCCUGGCAUGAUCCUCCGAGCCUCUAAAAGUCCCACAGUGCAGCAGGAUGCUCAAACAGGCUGCCUGCCUGCUGCACUCCCAGAAGCGGCCAGUUGCCACAAACAUGUUUCUCUGUGUCCCUUGGGGAGAGGGCAUCUGUGGGUCUCCCCGAGCUGCCCCCAUCUCAAGCACCAGCCUUACUGCUCCCAUUGGCCAGCCAAUGAGAGCUGCAGGGGCAGUGCUUGCAGGCACGGGCAGUAUGUGGAGAUCCACCCCCUCCCUACUUCCCAAGAAGUGCACAGAGACUCAUUUGCCUUUCAGUGGCCACCAUGGCAGGAAGGCAGCCUGCCUACCAGAAUGCCUCACUGUGCUGCCAACUGGGAGUGCCUCCCAGCCAGCACCAGAACCUGCACCUCACACCCCCUUCCACACCUCAACUCCCUGCCCCAGGUCAGAAUCAUUUCCUGGACCCAAACUACCUCCCAGGUCCUGGAUCUGCUCCUACACCCCUACUCCAGGUCAGAACCCCUUCCGGUACCCAACUCCCUCCCAGAUUCUGCACCCCAGUCUCCUGCCCAGAACUCCCUCUUGUGCCCACACUUUGUCCCAGAUCCCAUGCUCCCUGCACUAAUAUAAUUGAAAAUUGCGGCCCUCAACCACUUACCAAAAAUCUUGGAGUGACACACACCUCCCUGAAAAUUAUUACCCACCCUUGCAUUAGGGGUGGGGUAGCUCCAGCUGGACCUUGUUUUAGGUGUUUGAUGUUUAUUAAAUACCAGUUCAUCCACCUGUUUCCUGGAGGUUACUAUAAAGUCCCAGCUGUUAAAGAUUUGAACUCUUGUAUCUGUAGGUAGACCUUGCAGGUUUUAGUAAAAUUUUGUUGAGAAACACUGGAGUGGAUUAGACAGGGGAAAGUGUAUCUCUGUGAGCUGCCUUAGCUGCUCUCUUCCUAUGCUUACUAACUCAUUUUGCCACGCUAGCAAUCUGUUAUCUGCAGCUGCUUAAUAUUUACUUUAGAGCAGGAAUAUAAUCAGAUUGGGCCUGAUUCUGCUCUGCCUUGUACCUCCUGUAGUCACAAAUGUUGUGCAAAUUGGGUGUGAAGUGCUACAAAGAUAGAAUUCUCCACUCUGCUCAUGGUUUUGCUUACAAGUUUCCAAACUGAGAAUCAGGCUCAUUAAUAAUACUUAGAAUCCUUUAUUGAAUGAACAGAAAGCUUUAUAGAAAUAACUACGCCUUGCACCACUUUUCCAACUAAACUGCAGGUAAAAUGUGAAAUAUGUGAAUUGCAAUUUGACCACUGUAAUUAGUAAUGUACUUGUGACAUUUUAAUGAUCAUUCGUUCUCAGAAUCUGUGUUGUUUCAUUUUGAAAAUGGCAAGACAGCGUCUACCACAGUACUGCAGGAAGCUGGGGUACUGGUUUGCUGCUAUGCCCUGACUCUCCAAACACUCAUUCAGGUACUUAACUUUACUGCUGUGAGUGGUCCCAUUGAAAAGAGGAGGAGCACUUGUGGAAGUAAAAUUACGAAUGUGUGUUUGCUAGUUAAGAGCUUAAGACAGAAGACAAAUUCACUGAAUACACUACUUCUGGUAGCACAUGAGUGCUCCUUGAAGACCUUCUGUCUCUCGACUACCCUGUUCAGUUUGAGAUCUGACUGGAACGCAGUACUAAGCUGUAAAGCUUGGAUGUAAGCAGUGCAAGAAUAAUUUGAAAAAAAAAAACCACAACUGUUCAAUGUUCUGUUCAAAAUGGUUUGCUUUAACAGAUAGGUAAUACAAAUAAUAAAUAGCAGUAAUAGGUUGCA